AUGGCUUAUCAGACCAUAAUGAAUACUGUAACUCCUAUACAAACACCCUGGAUUACUUACUCUGUAUCUUGUACAACAAGAGACCCAAUAGAGCAAAUAGCUACAUUAUUACAAGAAAUCAUUUUAACAGUAAAAGGUUGUAUUAAUAAUGCUAUUAAAAAUAAUGUAGAUAGUUGUAUAGAUUUUG
Messenger RNA from Racocetra persica, 187 nucleotides. The record is from the annotation of a GenBank genome assembly. Lineage: Eukaryota; Fungi; Glomeromycota; Glomeromycetes; Diversisporales; Gigasporaceae.